This is a messenger RNA of Patiria miniata (bat star), 1284 nucleotides long. Its product is annotated as neuropilin-1a-like. NCBI's taxonomy places the organism in Eukaryota, Metazoa, Echinodermata, Asteroidea, Valvatida, Asterinidae. The record is from RefSeq and is a predicted model, not a curated record. Gene Ontology annotation, cellular component: membrane. Bases 1 to 1284 code for a protein of 427 amino acids. The transcript is spliced from 10 exons.
AUGAAUGCAUCAUUCAGCUGCGACUUCAACACAGGAAUGUGUGGGUGGCAGCAGGCAGCACACACUGUCUGGGAGUGGUUGAUUGGAGUUGGAAGCAGCGACCUGAGCGACACCGGACCUUCUGUUGACAGAUUUGGAACUUCUAAUAUGACGUACCUGUAUGCAAAUGGAACCGACAUAUCAGAGGGAGCAAAAGCUAUAUUGACGAGUCCUGUCAUGUCUCAAAGGGCAUAUAUCUGCUGGAUGCUGACUUUCUGGUACAACAUGUUUGGCAGCGGCAUCGGUAGCCUUAAUGUGUAUCAAACACCUAUAAAUGGGAGUAUCAGUGAGGGUCUGCGUAUCUUCAAUAUGAACGGGCAACAGACAGACAGCACAACGUGGCUUCAGGCAGAGAUAAUGCUCCCAGUAACACCUCCCGAAUUCAGAAUCGUAAUUGAAGCAGUACGCGGAACGGAUUCUUCUUCCAAUAUUGCUAUAGACGAUGUUGCUCUCAGGCCCGACAAUAACAUGGUAUUGGUGGCCAAUCACGACCCUCCGAGGAUUUAUGUUGCACCCACGGACACCUUCAAUUUUACCCUCAUCCAUAUCCCUGAGCUUGAGGCGAAACCACAAAGAACCUAUGACGUUGACUACGACCCUGAAGACGGUAUGGUGUACUGGGCUGAUUUUGUUUCUAUCAGUCGUGCCUUUUUGAACGGAAGUGGUGUUGAAGUUGUGGUUUCAGACGGCGGCACCACUGGAAUGUCUCAGGUUUCAACAACAGAGCGUCCCGUCGAAGGCACUACUGGAAUGUCUCAGGUUUCAACAGCAGAGCGUCCCGUCGAAGGCACCACUGGAAUGUUUCAGGUUUCAACAACAGAGCGUCCCGUCGAAGGCACCACUGAAAUGACUCAGGUUUCAACAACAGAGCGUCCCGUCGAAGGUUUUUUGGAGAUUAGCAUUCAGCUUCAGAUCCUGGAUUUGAACGGGGAACCAGUAUUCUUUUCCACUCAACUUACUGAUAAGAAUUCCCAGGUGUUUCGGACUAUGUCGACUCCAAUCCAACUUGCGGUAUUUCGUACUCUUCGUGGAUCGGCAAGGACGUCUACUCUCAUAGGAUUCGACGUUACGUCAUAUAUGAGUGGCAGUGUCCUUGUGAAUGGUGUUGCCAGAUAUCCAGCCAACUCCUUAGUCGAUAGUGAGACCAUACGGGAUGUGAUUGUUACCAGUGCAAUGAACAACAAUGGACAGAUUGACAAUAUGUUGACAAUUGUCCCGGAAGCUACAGUUGUUAGAAGUACGUAA